This is a messenger RNA of Cantharellus anzutake, 1389 nucleotides long. Its product is annotated as kinase-like domain-containing protein. Gene Ontology annotation, molecular function: ATP binding; protein kinase activity. The transcript has 7 exons. Gene Ontology annotation, biological process: protein phosphorylation. Lineage: Eukaryota; Fungi; Basidiomycota; Agaricomycetes; Cantharellales; Hydnaceae. The annotation marks the transcript as partial. The record is from RefSeq and is a predicted model, not a curated record.
AUGGCUCAGAGCUCGAGGAGAUCGUCCAUAUCUGGGCCAUCGCAACAUAAUGCCCUCGUGUCUCAAAAUCAAGUUGUCCUCUACAAUGCGUCAAGCAAGGGCUUGACAGUCAAUUACAUACACCCUGCUUGCCAUACCGUUGAAGAGCCAGAUGCCUCUACAUGUCCAUACUGCCACAGACCCCUAGACGAGUACAACCAUUCAGCUCCCCAAGCUCCUACGAGCGAUCAUCGUGCCCCCAACUACUUCCAUUUACUCGCCAUUCACAACGAGUCAACCUCGAGGCCGUUGACUCCGCCCCAUCUGGAAGAUGAAGCUAGGCCCCCGCUGAGUUCAGAAACUAUGGCCGAAGGCUAUUUCGACGCAUUCUUCCGUGAAGAGUCUAAAUUAGGAAUGGGUGCUAAUGGAUCGGUGUUUCUCUGUCAACAUGUUCUUGACGGAAACCUCCUUGGUCGUUUCGCCGUCAAGAAAAUCGCCGUUGGAUCGUCGCAUAAAUAUCUCGUAAGAAUACUGAAAGAGGUCCGACUACUUGAAACGCUGCGUCACCCUAAUAUUAUCACUUAUCACCACUCAUGGUUAGAACCAUGUCGCUUCUCUACAUUCGGGCCAUCUGUGCCCACUCUUUUCAUUCUAAUGCAAUGGGCAGAAGGAGGGAGUCUAGAUGAUUUUAUUGCUCAGCGUCGGGGUAUUUCACAUGGGGAUACCUACCAAAACUCUGCCUCGCCAGAAUCAGAAGAAGCGCAUAUGACCAAAGCUCAGAGAAUCGCUGCCUUUAAAGCGCGGACCGGAGCAGGAGCCAGUGGGACUUCCCGGCCAGCAAACUUGAAGGCAGUUCAUUUGCUGAGCACGGAUGAGAUCGUAAGCCUCCUGUGGGACAUUACUUCUGGCCUAGCGUUUCUGCACAAUCGGUCGAUUCUGCAUCUAGAUCUGAAGCCCGGAAACGUUCUACUCACCUGGGACCCCAAUGUCUUGAUACCCCGAGGCAUGCUGUCCGAUUUUGGUGCUGCAAGGGAUAUGCUACACCAAGGGUCUCGUACAGGUGUCACUGGGACACUUGAAUAUACUUCCCCUGAAAUAAUUAUGCCCGACCCCAUGACUGGCGCCUUGCGUCAGACGGACAGCAAAUCCGACAUCUGGAGCUUAGGGAUCAUCCUUCACAAACUGAUAUUUUUCCACACCCCAUGGAGGAACGGGAACGACGAUUUCUCUCUGCUGGAGCAGGAAGUCAUUGCUUAUCCAGGAUUCAUCCCGGAUCCCUCUAUAACUAGUGCUUGCUCCCGACGAGGCCUCCCAACUGAGCUUUUGACACUCUUGCAAAGUCUCUUGGAUCGCGCACCUGGUCGACGACCAAGUUGCGAAAAAAUUCUCUUGGCGAUAGAAGAGCACAAG